AUGCCAUCAGCUAGCGGAACCAAUACCUGGCAAGACUACGUGGAAAUCACAGUUCAGACUGGUCAUGUUGGAAAAUUUGCCGUUCAUGGAUUGCUAGGCGACAAGUGGGCAUCAAGUUUGGGAUUCCAAGUAACAAAAGCAGAAAUUGCGUCCCUUGUUAGAGCAUUUAUAGACCCUAGUCAACUUCAUAAAUAUGGAAUAAAAUUGAAUGGAGUUACAUACGUAACGUUAAAAGUGGACAAAGACUUGAUUCUCGGGAAGAAGGGAAGCACUGGUUGUGCAAUAAGUAAAUGCAAGCAGUGUGUUGCUAUAGGUGUAUAUGAUGAGGGAAUGCACCCAGGUGGAUGUACAAGUAUCAUUAUGAAACUAGGGGACUAUCUUAGAGAGGCAGGGAUAUGA
Molecule: messenger RNA, 399 nt
Organism: Lingula anatina
Lineage: Eukaryota; Metazoa; Brachiopoda; Lingulata; Lingulida; Lingulidae
Product: profilin-1A-like
Source: RefSeq, a predicted model, not a curated record